This is a messenger RNA of Harmonia axyridis, 3190 nucleotides long. RefSeq names its product DNA mismatch repair protein Msh2 (gene spel1). The record is from RefSeq and is a predicted model, not a curated record. The transcript has 13 exons. Gene Ontology annotation, biological process: mitotic recombination; mismatch repair. Bases 354 to 3113 code for a protein of 919 amino acids. NCBI's taxonomy places the organism in Eukaryota, Metazoa, Arthropoda, Insecta, Coleoptera, Coccinellidae. Gene Ontology annotation, molecular function: ATP binding; mismatched DNA binding; ATP-dependent DNA damage sensor activity. Gene Ontology annotation, cellular component: MutSalpha complex; nucleus.
CGUUCAUAAAUUACCGAUGGUUCAGCGUACGAUUGAAACCAUCGAGUUCUUAAACAUUUCUAAAAUCCAGCGCUGCAUCAUUUGAGGUCUCAUCUGAGUCCAUUGAUUGCAGCGUAAUGAAAAGCCGAUGUUUGUGCUGAUAUGAUAGAGACCACGGUCCACGACUCCGAACACCCGAUAUUUAAAUGGAACGCAACCUAAAAAAUUCGAUUGAAAUUUACUCUAUGAACUUCAGUUACACUCUGUGGUUGAAGUUUAAAUUUUGGAGGGAUUAUUUUAAGGUUAAAUAUAAGUUGAUCGAGAAAAGAUUUUCUUAUUAGAAUUGAUCUUUGUCAAUAAAUAAAUAUUAAACAAUGACAACUACAGAGCCAACGAACGCAUUGAAUUUAGAUUUGUCACAACAAUUGAGUUUCAUAAGGUUCUUCAAUAACUUGCCAGAGAAAUCAUCGACAACGAUAAGAUUCUUCAAUAGAACCGAUUUCUACACAGUUCACGGAAAUGAUGCUCUGGUUGUAUCUCAAAUCAACGGAAGCACUGUCAAGUAUAUGGGAGAAGAACCCAAGUUACGAUAUGUUACCCUCAGCAAGUCUCAGUUCGAAUUGGUACUCAGAGAACUGUUGCUGGUGAGACAGUACAGGGUUGAGGUUUACCUGAAACAGACCCAAGGAAGAAAUAAUGACUGGCAAGUGGAAUACAAGGGUUCUCCAGGCAACCUUUCUCAAUUCGAGGAAAUCUUGUUUGAGAAUGCUGACAUAGUCUAUUCAAACUCUGUUAUGGGUAUUAAAAUAGUAAAGAAUAGAGUUCUGGCACUUGGCUGUGUGAAUGUAGCCGAGUCCAAGUUCAACGUUUGUGAAAUUGUUGACAACGACUGUUUCACCGAACUUGAAGCCUUGAUAGCUCAAAUCAGUCCGAAAGAAUGCAUUAUACCUGAUACAGAAAACAAUGAUUACACCUCCCUCAAAAAUCUGCUAGAACGAAAUGGGGUUUUGGUAGCCAGGGUUAAGAAAUCAGAUUUCAACUCUUCCGAAGUGAUGGAAGAUCUCAAUAGACUUCUCUACUUCCAAAAGGGACAAACCAGAAACGCUUUGACCUUUUCUGAAACGCAGUUGAAUGAAGCUAUGGGAUCCCUUCAAGCUCUGAUAAAAUUCCUGAAUUUACCUGGUGACGAAAGAAAUUUUAAUCAGUACAAAUUUGAAACUCUGGACAUGUCACGAUUUGUGAGACUGGAUAAUGCUGCGUUGCAAGCUCUGAAUGUUUUUCCCCAGGCUGGUACUAGCACUGUAGAAGAUUCUGUUUUAGUUCCUAAUUCAUCGAAAUCUUCUAGUUUGAUGGGAGUGUUGAAUUUUUGUUCUACUAAUCAAGGAAAAAGGCUUCUAUCUCAAUGGAUCAAACAACCUCUUCGAGACUACAACUUGAUAAAUGAUAGGUUGAACGUUGUAGAUUGUUUCAUAAAAAAUAUGGAGACCAGAGUUUCGUUAACCAAGGAUUGUCUUCCUCGUCUACCUGACACUUUGUUGCUUGUGAAGAAGCUGUCUUCUAAGAAAGCUAGCUUACAAGAUUGCUAUAGAAUUUACCAAACUAUAUCUGGAGUUCCCCAUUUGUUGAAGAAUUUGAGGGAAACGGGAAAUAAACAUGUGAAAUCUAUGCUUAUAGAUCCCAUAUCCGAAAUACUAUUUGAUCUUCAGAAAUAUCUUGAGAUGAUAGAACAAGUGCUUGACUUAGACUUGGUUGACCGUGGGGAAUUCUUAGUGAAGCAUACAUUUGAUGAUCAACUUAAAGACUUGUAUAGAGAGAAACAGAAAUAUGAAGAAAAGAUGCAAAAACUUUUGAGACGGGCAAUCGAUGACUUAGGAUUGGAAGAUGGAAGGGUCAAAUUGGAAUGCACAGAUCAACAUGGUUACUUCUUCAGGGUGACAUUGAAGGAAGAACAUGUUUUGAGAGGAAAUAAACAAUAUAGCAUUAUAGACGCGAUUAAAGGAGGGGUGAGAUUCACUAAUGAUAAAUUAUCUGAGAUAAACGAAGAUUAUCGAGGUUUGAAAGAAAACUAUGAGCAAGUACAAAAAGCUGUAGUCGAACAAAUACUUGAUAUAGCAGCUGGAUAUUCCGAAACUCUACGAAAUUUGAACAUCUUAAUAGCUACAGUAGAUGUGUUGACUUCUUUUUCGGUAGCAGCAGUCUCUGCCAAAAUACCUUACGUAAGACCAAAGCUCCAUGAGACCAAUUCAGGUAUUCUAUCGUUGAAAAAAGUGCGUCAUCCAUGUCUGGAACAUCAAGAUCAUAUAUCUUUUAUCCCAAAUAGUGCGACAUUCGACAAGGAAAACAAUACUCUUCAUAUCAUUACUGGUCCAAAUAUGUGUGGUAAAAGCACCUUCAUCAGAAGUGUGGGGGUAUGUGUGUUGAUGGCCCAUAUUGGGUGCUAUGUGCCUUGUGAGAGUGCAGAAAUUAGCGUAGUUGAUAGUAUUCUUGCUAGAGUGGGGGCUGAUGAUUGUCAGUUGAAGGGGCUAUCUACGUUUAUGUUAGAAAUGAUUGAAACUUCGACUAUUGUGAAAACAGCUACAUCUAAUUCAUUAGUAAUAAUAGACGAAUUGGGAAGAGGAACAUCAACAUACGAUGGUUGUGGAAUCGCUUCAGCCAUUGUUGAGUAUCUAGCCAAUGAAGUGAAGUGCUUUUCCCUCUUUGCUACGCAUUUCCACGAAAUAAUCAGUUUGGCGGAAAAGUUUUCGAAUGUAACAAAUUGGCAUGUGACUGCUGCAACAACUAAUAAUACCAUUACGCCAUUAUAUCAAGUUAGGCAAGGACCUUGCGAUAAAAGUUAUGGAAUUCACUGCGCUCGCAUGGUCGGGUUCCCUGAAGAUGUCUUGCAGUGGGCUGAAGAAUAUCAAAAAGAACUUGAACAUUUCGAAGGAACGAAAUUGAUAGCAGAUUAUGAGGAUUCCCUAAAACGAGAAGUAAUAGAGAGUGGAGAUAAAAUAAUUCAGCAAACUCUGAAAGACGUUGUUGCUCUAUCUGUAAACAGUUUGUCGGAUGAGAAUUUAUGUCAGAGAUUGAAGAAUAUCAAAGAAGAGAUUCUUAAAGAAGAUAAUAAGUUUUUGAAAGGAUUAUUAUGCGAAUAGGACUUAUCGUUGAGUUUUAAUAUAUUUGUUUCAGUAUUGUUAUUAUGUUUUCUUUUUUAAUAAACAUUUUUAUAAAA